Phaedon cochleariae (mustard beetle) is the source of this 5328-nucleotide messenger RNA. The record is from the annotation of a GenBank genome assembly. Lineage: Eukaryota; Metazoa; Arthropoda; Insecta; Coleoptera; Chrysomelidae.
AUCGCCGAUAGCAGAAACCCAGCAGUACCAGUUCACUCGCGUCCAUAUCCAACACCACAACAUAUCCUUGACAUAUCAAUAAUUCCUUUGUGAAGUAGUAUCACCCUGAUUAUCACGUGUUUUCCAAACCACAAGUCACAGUCUAGUAUCGUUUAAGUGUAGCUAGAAUUCUUAGUAUUAUUUUAUCUGUGCCACAUACACAGAUAAACGCUCUCAAUUAUUUUCUAAGGCUAAGGAUUCCUUCCUCCAAACAUCUGGAUCAUUAGUGAAAAAUUGUGGCACUCUCAAGGCUUUAAGGCUCAGGGAUUCGUUCCUCCAAACAUCUGGAUCAUUAGUGAAAAAUUGUGGCACAUACGAAGAUAACAUUUUCCUAGCGUCAAGGCUCGGGGUUCGUUCCUCCACACAUUCUGAUCUUUAGUGAACAAUUGUGGCACAUAUACGCAAGGUUCUAACGAGGGCUCAAAGGCGCAGGGUUCGUUUCUCCAAACAAGUGAAAGAUUGUGCCACACACGAAGAUAACACUCUCCCAGCUCCAAGGCUCUGGGUUCGUCCCUCCAAACAUCUGGAUCAUUAGUGAACAAUUGUGGCACAUACGAAGAUACCUCUCCUAGCUCCAAGGCUUAGGGUUUAUUUCACUAAACAUCCUGAUCGCACUAGUGUAAAAUUGUGACACCUACGCAGAUAAGGCUCUAAGGCUAAGGAAUCAUCCAUCUAAUCCUCCGGAGCUUUAGAGAAAACUUGUGACAAAUACGCAUUAAACGAUCUGGUACCUAACUUUGCUCCGGAGGUCUGGACCAUUAGUGAAAGAUUGUGGCACAUAUACAGUAGAUAACGCUCUGGAGGCUCAGAGGGUUCGUUUCUCCAAUAAUUCAGCAUCACAACUAGUGAAAACUCCUCACUUCUGAUGCUUUUCCUCGCUUUGUGAGAUGUGCCUAGAUGCCACAAGGCGCUUCGGAAAAGUUCCUAGCAACCAGCAACAUCUACCCCCUGUUGCCUAGCAACUCGCAGAUAGUGCUCCAGGAUGACUUAGGGCUGGCAAAUCCCAUUGACGUCACUGACGUUGCCGUCAUUCCUCACAGGGAGCUGGUCAAUCUCGAGAAUGCCGCUGUCAACAUUGACAAUUCGACUGACGUCAUCAUCGGGCCGGUGACGCAGUUCAACGUCAACGGGAAUGUCAUCAUCAGGCAGCACGAGAACGGGGGGAGAUUGGGGUUGGGGUUGGGGUUGGACCAUGACGAGGAGAAGAAGAAUGGAGGAGUAGUGGAGGGUUCAGCUGGAGCAGCCAAACUGUCACCAUCACCAACCCAAACCCACCGCACCAAAGAAGACCCCGACCUAGAAUGGAAGAGAAAACUAGUAAAAAUCCUCCUGUUCCUAGCACUUGGCCUAGUCGCCAUGCUAACCACCGCGAUACUCGUGGCAAUCUUCUUCCACCCCAACGACAGCCAGUUCGAAACAGACCCCCCCACCACCUCCCAAAUCCCCCUCAAGAGAGGCCACCAGGUCUUCGUGAGGCUGGACUGGAAUGCCAGACCCCCCAAGUACCGCCUGCUAGUCCAAAAACCCCUCAAGAUGGUAGUAAUCAAGCACACAGGAGGAAGAACCUGCGAUCAAUUCCGAACUUGCUCCAAAGUCAUCCAGACCCUGCAGAGCCAAGACGCUGCCAUGGGGAAUCCUGAUAUUUACUGCAACUUCCUGAUCGGAGGAGAUGGCAACGUGUACGAGGGUAGAGGGUGGGGGGUGCAGAACGAGUACCUCAACGACACAGUGGACAUUGUCUUGAUGGGUACCUACGACAUCGACGUGCCCAGUGCUUAUAUGCUGGACGCUGCUCUGGCUCUAAUGGACGACGGCGAGACGAGGAAGUACUUGAGCGAGGAUUAUAGAGUGGUUUGCCACAAUCAGACUUACAAUACCUUGAGUCCUGGCUCUAAUGUGUUCAAGGAGGUGAAGAAGUGGCAGCGGUACGAUCCUGGGAUGUACUUUGAGAAGACAUUGCUCCGCAAGCGCAAAACCAUCGUCCACCUCGUCCUCUGGCUAACCCUAGCCGCCCUUCUGUUCACCGCCACCACCGUCACCCUACUGCUGACCCUCAAAACCGACCCACCCCCUGACGUCAUACCACCCCCUGCACCAAGACCCAUCUCCAACGACCAAACCUACCAGUUCUACAGGAGGGAAGACUGGGGAGCGCGCAAAGCAAAAUGGCGGACCAACAUCACCAAACCUGUUGAUCUAGUGGUGAUAAAGCACACUGGGGGAAAGACCUGCGACAGCUUCCAAGCAUGCGCUCCCUUGCUGCAAACCCUGCAGAGCCUCAGCGUUCAGAGGGGUAACCCGGACAUCUACUGCAGCUUCCUCAUUGGCCUCGAUGGGGACGUAUACGAGGGUAGAGGUUGGGGAGUGCAGCCCCAGGAGAGGAACGACACUUAUGACAUCGUGUUCACUGGGUCUUUCGAUAUCGACGAGCCUGAGAAGAGGAUGUUUGGGGCUGUGCAGGCUCUGCUGCAGGACGGGGUGAGAAGGGGGUUUCUCAGCGAGGGGUUCAAGGUGGUUUGCCACAGCCAGACGAUGAAUACUAUUAGUCCGGGGGUGCAUGUUUGUGGGGAGGUGAGGAAGUGGCCGCAUUACGAUCCAGGAAUGUAUUUUCCUAAUGUUCUGAUGAACACACCAUGUAGUACAGAUAAAACACACAAGCGCUAUUGCUACAUACACGAACCUAUAUCCAGAGAACCUGACCCAAAAACCACCAAUAAAAAAAUCAAAUACACAACCUGGAUGAGCCUCGGACUAGUCCUCAUCGUAGUACCCACCGUGAUCGUCAAACUGCAACCGAUCCAGUCAACACAAACCGAACCCCCCACCAUAAUCAGCCCCACCCCAGCCUGCAUGAAGUGCCAACAGAAAUACAUCACCAGACAAACCUGGCAUGGAAGCCCACCGAAGAGCCAGAAAAUCCAAAGCGAACCUGCCAAACUGGUCAUCUUGAAGCACACUGCUGGAUUGUUCUGCACGACCACGAAAGACUGCUCCACGCUGACCAGGAACAUCCAGGACUACCAUUUCUUUCUAGGAGCCCCAGAUAUCUGGUACAACUUCCUGAUAGGAGGAGAUGGUAGGAUUUAUGUAGGAAGAGGCUUCGGGGUGCAGAACCAGUUCACCAACGACACUCUGGAUAUAGCUAUCCAUGGCAAUUUCAGCUACGACGAAUUCUUUCCAGAUAUGAUACAAGCAACCAGGAGUUUGAUAGAACAGGGAUUGCUUUUAGGGCACUUAGCCAAGGACUAUAGAGUGGUGUGUCACAACCAAACUAUGUUGAAGACUUCGAGUCCCGUCCUCAAUGUCAAACCAAACCACCCAAGGAUAUUCCUGACUCUACUCGACCACAUCAGGAAAGAAAAAACCCGAAUCGCUCUCAUAGUUGUCUUCGUCAUCAUCACUAUAGCCGCUAUCUCGACCUACUUGACCCUAUCCAGUCACCCAGAGGAAUGCUCCGAGAAGAACAACUGCAAAAAAGGAGACCACGACCACUGGGAGGCAGACCAAGUGGGCAACUACAGCAUCUACAGCAAGAAGCAGUGGGGUGGGGCAGAGCCUAAGUCCGUCAGACCUCUACCACUCCCUAUAGGCUUGGUCAUCAUCAGCCACAGUGUCACCAGUGCUUGCGACAACUUCGAUUCUUGUUCGCGAAUCGUCAGAGGUAUACAAAAAGAUCAUUUCGAUAUAAAUCUGAGUGACGUAUGCUACAACUUCCUGAUUGGGGGUGAUGGGAGCAUUUUCGAAGGUAGAGGCUGGGAGACCAGAAACUGUCAUUCCAAGUUGAGCAUUGGCAUCAAUUUCAUUGGAGACUUCACCAAAAUGAUGCUCAAUGCCAGUGCUAUAGAGAGUAUUCGAAAGCUUCUGGAUAAAGGGGUGAAACUAGUGAAGAUUGCUGAGGAUUACAUUCUCAUUGGGCACAAUCAGACCAUGCAGACGCUUAGUCCGGGAGUGUUUGCUUACGAAGUGAUCAAGCGCUUUUCACAUUUCGACGAUAUUGACCUCAGGAGGAGUUGAUGUGUAUACAAAACUAUGGACUCUAUAGUGUUUCUAUUGUGAAAUGGACAGAUAUGUGUAUUGACAUUGGACUUGCAAAUAUACGAGUAUAUUUUUGGUACUAUACUAUGGCUGAUGAUUCCGUUUUCGAAAUAAUCUGGAGGAAUAACAAAGAUAAAAUUUGAUUGGACAUAUUUUUGAAACAAAAAAUCACACAAGUAGAUGUCUACGUUGAUUAAUCAUUAGGUUCAGAAUUAAAGAAGACCGAGCUGGUUUGACCCCAACUGCACUAGAAAUAUGAACAGCCAAUGUCCAGCAUUUUUGCUUCAACUCCAAAGAAAUGCUGUAAUCCCGAUUGAGAGGAACCAAGCUGAAAACAACGUGGUUCCAUCUCCUUCUCACCACCAUAGACCAACACAGAAGACUGGUUCGCAAUGCCAUGAUCAUAGCAACUAUCCUCCUAGUCACCAUAGCGAUCACAUUAACAGUGGUUAGAAAGCUGCUGCACCAGCUAAAAGACUACGAAGAAGCCCACUACGGAGACCAACUAGGCAACCACACGGUCUUCUACAGAAAACAAUGGGGCGGUUCUCCCCCCAAGCUUCCAGGGGUGAAGCUGCGACAACCAGCACCGUUGGUCGUCAUCUCUCAUAGCCAGACUAGACCUUGUGACGAUUUGAAGAGUUGCUCGGAGAAAAUGCAGUACCUGCAGAAGUUUCACCAACAUUACUCCAAGACUCCAGACAUAGGUUACAACUUCGCCAUAGGGGGUGACUCGAACGUUUACGUGGGUAGGGGUUGGGAUAUCGAGAAUAUGCACAGGAAAAACAGCAUAGGGAUCGACUUUAUCGGUGACUAUGAGUACGAUAACGUUACUGGUGCGAUGAUCGAUGCAGUGCAGCUUCUGGUGUUGCAAGGGUUGCAGUUAAAGAAGAUCGCCGAGGAGUACAUUUUGGUGGGAGAGAACCAGACCAAUCCUAAGAUGUUUCUCAGCCCAGGGGAGCACGUUUAUGGUCUCAUCAAGGGUUGGCCGCGUUUUUAUAAUAAAACCGUGUUUUAGAUUGAGGUUCGUCUAGGAAUGGGCGAGUGGAAUAAUAAUACGAGUUAUUGGUAUUGAAUUACUCCACUACGCCGUUAGGGACCUGAAUCAAUUUCUGCAACACUUCUCGCCCAUUUUUAGGUAAAUAUAUAAUGAGUCUAUUGCGUUGUUCGAAAUUGUUUAAUUUCAGAGCUCAUUUCAAACGUAUCGUCAUGACCGCCAUUUGGCGGCGAUACGUCGAAUAAAUGGUGACGUCA